Molecule: messenger RNA, 1737 nt
Organism: Coniophora puteana RWD-64-598 SS2
Lineage: Eukaryota; Fungi; Basidiomycota; Agaricomycetes; Boletales; Coniophoraceae
Product: amidase signature enzyme
Exons: 9
Coding region: 1-1563 (520 amino acids)
Biological process (GO): glutaminyl-tRNAGln biosynthesis via transamidation; mitochondrial translation
Cellular component (GO): mitochondrion; glutamyl-tRNA(Gln) amidotransferase complex
Molecular function (GO): glutaminyl-tRNA synthase (glutamine-hydrolyzing) activity
Source: RefSeq, a predicted model, not a curated record
AUGCACGUCUCAAGAGUUCUCGCCGCAGAAUCCUGGCGUGCUGCAGUCGAAAGCAGAAACAAAUGCAUCAAUGCUCUCAUCGCUGUCGCACCAAACACGUCGACGCACGGACCAUCAACUUCUCAAACCAAGAGCGCCAAACUGGAGGGCUUGUCGCUCGCUGUAAAGGAUAACAUUGCGACGCGCGACUUGAGGACGACUUGCGCGUCGCGUCUACUUUCAGACUAUACACCUCCAUUUGACGCGACUGCAGUACGGCUGCUACGCGACGCGGGAGCCAGUGUUAUUGGGAAGGCGAACUGUGACGAGUUUGGAAUGGGCUCCCUGAAUACACAUUCAGCGUUUGGGCCUGUCGUGAAUCCAUACGACCCAAACGCUCGACGCUCGGCUGGAGGAAGCUCUGGAGGAAGUGCCGCUGCCGUUGCUGCCGGAUUUUGUGACGCCGCACUCGGCACGGACACCGGAGGAUCCGUGCGACUCCCAGCAUCUUACUGCGGCGUUGUAGGCUUCAAACCAUCAUAUGGCAUUAUAAGUAGAUGGGGAGUGGUCUCCUUCGCAGACAGUCUCGACUGUGUGGGCGUGCUCACCCACACCGUCAAAGGUGCACAGGCUGUCUUCGACGUAAUCGCACAACACGACCCUCGCGACCCAACGGCCGCCCCCACUCAUGUCCGCAAACGCGCUUCCGCUGCCGUACGGAAGCAUGCAUGGGGCGGGGAGCACACCGAUGGUGACCUAAAAGGGCUGAGAAUUGGGAUUCCGCAGGAAUAUUUUCCCGCCGAGCUCUCUCCGCCUCCUGGUCUACACACUCUUCUCUCGCAUCUCCAAUCACACGGGGCGUCGCUUGUUCCCGUCUCGCUGCCUGCGACACGUGCGGCACUCUCUGCGUACUACGUCCUCGCGAGCGCGGAGGCGUCUAGUGAUUUGGCGAGGUUUGAUGGUGUGCGAUAUGGUCAACAUGUACCUCCAGCUCCAGGGACAACUGCCUCCACGGCGGAUGUAUACGCGCAUACGCGAAGCGUGAUGUUAGGUAGAGAAGUGAGGAAGCGGAUUUUGCUAGGUAGUUUUGCUCUUAGUGCCGGGGCAUUUGACAACUACUACCUUCAAGCCCAACGCGUCCGGUCGCGGGUCCGAUCCGACUUUGACGCUGUCUUCCGUGUGCCAAAUGCCCUCCGCGCUCCUCCCGCUGCAUCGACCUCAAACCCCAUCACUGACAUAGUAGCGCCAAACGAACCUGGCGUCGACGUCCUCCUACACCCGUCCGCCAUUGGUCCUGCCCCACCCCUCCCCUCUCUAGAAGAAACCGAAACAGGGAAAGAAAGGGAAGAGUCGCUCGAUACAUACCUUCAGGAUGUGCUUACAGUCCCCGCGUCCCUCGCGGGCUUGCCAGCGCUGAGCGUGCCGCUCAACCCUCGCUCACCUCAUGGGGACGAGACAAACAGUGAUAUCGGGGAAGGAGAGUGGCCGGUGGGUGUGAGCGUGGUGGGCCAGUGGGGCGCAGACGAGCUUGUGUUUAGGGUUGGGAAGGUCGUCGAGAAGGUUGUGAGGGAAAUGAAGAGCUGAAAAGAUGUUUUGGAUGCGAACCGUGUUUGUCUCUUGCCGCUCUGCAUCUGUGCGAUGAACCACGUUUACAUUUGGGUGCGUGUUUGCUCGUCUCAUGAUGAUUUCAGCAUAAACUACUUGUUAGGGACUUUAUAAUGUAACACAAAAACGUGAUAAGCCAUAAGAUCUACGAAG